Messenger RNA from Entrophospora candida, 200 nucleotides. Lineage: Eukaryota; Fungi; Glomeromycota; Glomeromycetes; Entrophosporales; Entrophosporaceae. The record is from the annotation of a GenBank genome assembly.
AAUGAACAAAAAUCUGGAAAGGUCAAUCUGAGAAAAGGACAAACAAGUGAAAAAUUCUGGAUCCAAAUAGAAAAAUUUACAGAACAUAUCAAAACCACAAAGUUGUUGAAACAAGACAAAGAAGAUAAUAAGACAAUGGCAUUGGGCACAUCAAAAAUGAAUUACUUGGACCCACGUAUCUCUGUUGCAUGGUGUAAAAA